AUGGUCCUUUCACCUCUCAAGACAAAGGCCAGCAUGAUGGAGCUUUCGAAAGUCUUCACAGACCUCAGUGCUGACCAGCGCUUGAAGCUGAUGAGGGGUCUUGAGCAGCUCGACUAUAAUGACAUGGCAGGGGAAGUUGAAGCUGAUCUCCUCCCUUGUGCCGAGUCACGUCAGGAGAUCAUCGACUCCAUUGUAGAACUCAACACAAUGUUGAAGAGGUACCACCAGACCAUGGAUGCUGUGAUCAAGUGCUGGAAUGAGAACAGCAAGACCACCAGUUCCAACUUUGACCAGGUUGAGGGAGACAAGUUCUUCAUGGGCAAAGAGUGGUGCUAUGAUGAUCAGGAGGAUGACCAGGCAAAGGAGACAUGGUGGGAGGAGAUCUGUGCAAGCAGCAAGCUGGGUAGGACCCACAAGAAGAACCACAAGGGCAUCUUCAAGCUCAAGCACCCAGCCUGGAUGUCCAUCACAUUCUGGCAAGUCUAUAAGAGCUUUGUCAUCACCAAAGAAGAAAAUGAUAAGUCUGUGCAAACCAAUGCUCCCAAUCCUUGUGUGGACCUGGGGAACAUGUGCAACUUACACAUGCCCAAAGGCAUGACCCCAUUCAAGUUUAUGGUUGACAAGGCUUACCUUGAAGACCACAGCAACUUCAAGUGUAGUAAUAUCAUGAUGACAUUACCUAUAUACCUUGGUUGCCCAUGCUACAAUCCCAGCAAUGUUGCAUGCUUCCAUGAUGGAAGGAGGCUGGGCUGCAUCCACAUCAUUGAGGUACUGCUGGUGUUCCCAGCAGCCCACCUCAAGAGCAUGACUUGGUUGGACUGCAUGCACCAGUCUGCCUUCCCAGAUGAGGCCAGGGAACUCGGCAACCUCGUGAUUGAGAGUAGUACUGCCAGGAGGGGCCAGUGUGGCUCAAAGAUGGUGAACUUGCUCAACAUCACCCCAUCAUGCAUUGAACCACCUAAGGAGUCAGAUGUACUGCAGCUCUUUAAGUUGCUGCAGCUUGCCGACACCUUGAGCAGUGCAACCAGGCUGGGCAGCAUCCUCCUCACCCUCAGCCAUGGCUCUCAAGGCACCCUGGAGAGCAAGGUCCCGGGCUUGUUCAAACAUUACCUUGCCUAG
This is a messenger RNA of Dacryopinax primogenitus, 1119 nucleotides long. RefSeq lists its product as uncharacterized. The transcript has 7 exons. The record is from RefSeq and is a predicted model, not a curated record. Bases 1 to 1119 code for a protein of 372 amino acids. Lineage: Eukaryota; Fungi; Basidiomycota; Dacrymycetes; Dacrymycetales; Dacrymycetaceae.